This is a messenger RNA of Condylostylus longicornis, 3946 nucleotides long. RefSeq names its product anoctamin-8 (gene wwk). Gene Ontology annotation, biological process: chloride transmembrane transport. Gene Ontology annotation, molecular function: chloride channel activity. The record is from RefSeq and is a predicted model, not a curated record. The coding region runs from base 1 to 3867 and encodes 1288 amino acids. Lineage: Eukaryota; Metazoa; Arthropoda; Insecta; Diptera; Dolichopodidae. The transcript is spliced from 19 exons. Gene Ontology annotation, cellular component: plasma membrane.
AUGGCAAUUGCAAGAGAAAUGACUUCCAGACAGUUAAGAAGAAAAGUUCCAUAUGCUGGACAUUUAAUGACACCGAGAAGAUUAUGGUUAAAUAAAAUUCCUACACAAUGUGACGUUGUUAUAGAAUUUCCAGAACAAGCGCCUGAUGAAGCUUUAAGAUGGCUUCUAGCACGAAUACGUUCUCAACCACCGUCUGGACUUGGCCUUGCUGCCAAUGUCAAAUCACAUGAAAGUACAAAACGAACAGCUUUUUAUAUAAGUGCUCCAAUUAAUACCCUCUAUAAAGCCGCUGAAGAAGCUAGACUUCCAAAGCGUUUGCGCAACGAUUUAGGUGGUGCCUUAAGAGAAUUUACAACACGUGAAUGUCAUUGUUUUGAACAAAUAAAAAAUAAUGACGGUAGUACAACAUUAUUUACGUCCCAAGAACGUCAAUGGUUAGUUUUACAAAUGUUACAAGGUCUUAGAGCUGGACCAACAGAUUUAGAUGCAUUACAAGGUAGAGCAAGUGUUGAAGAAGGUCAAAGUAUAGUCGCAGCAUGGCAAGAGACUGGACUUAUAUUACAAGUUUUUCCACUUCACGAAACAAGUGCAUUGACACGCUUACAAAUGAAUUGGGUUAAAAAAAUUUUUGCUCCACAACCUCUAGAUGAUAUAGCUGAAUAUUUUGGUGUUAAAGUGGCUUUAUAUUUUGCCUGGUUAGGUCAUUAUACAUGUGCUUUAGGUGUUCCUGCCGUUUUUGGUACAAUAUUAUGGGCCGGUUUAUAUGGCCGUGGACAAACAAUUAAAGAUAUGGGUCAUGUUUUAUUUUCUUUAUUUAAUGUUGCUUGGGCUUCUCUAUAUUUAGAAGCAUGGAGAAGAUAUUCUGUUGAAUUGGCAUUUCGUUGGGGUACAUUAUCUACACCACCAGAAAUGUUAGAACCACCAAGACCAUUAUUUAAAGGUCCAUUAGUGGAAAAUUGUGUUACAGGGCGUUUAGAACCAAAAGAUGCCCCAAUAUGGAAACAAAGAGCAUUUCGUUAUUUUGUUAGCUUUCCUAUAAUAGGAGUUUGUUUAUUAAUUGUUUUUAUUGUGAUGUUUUUAAUGUUAAGAUUUCAGGAUUGGUGGGAUUCAAAACUUCCUGAAGGCAGUAUAAUUUCAUGUUUAAGUGUGAUACCAAAAGUUCUUCUAGCUGGUGCUAUUACUUUAAUGGAUGAAGCAUAUUAUAAAUUAGCUGUAUGGUUAAAUGACAAAGAAAAUUAUCGACUUCAGUCAAAAUAUGAAAAUCAUCUGAUAGCAAAAGUAGCACUAUUUCAGUUUGUUAAUUCAUUUUUAUCACUCUUUUAUAUAGCAUUUUAUAUAAGAGAUGAGGAAAAAUUAAAAGAGCAAUUAGCUGGAUUAUUAAUAUCACGACAAAUUAUUGGUAAUUUACGUGAAUCAGCAUUACCGUAUAUGAUUGAGCAAUGGAAAUUGGCGAAAUUAAGUUUUAAAUUAGGCGGAGCAUUAAGUCCAACACAAUUAAUAUCAGAAUCGAAUAGUGGUAGUGGUAUUGGUGGUAGUAGUAGUACAAUUGUUAGUGGUAGAACAUUUGAUACAGCAUUAAAAUCAGCUACUACAACAACAUCAGCAGCAGCAUCAACAGUUGCAGCAACAUUAUUAAAUCAAAGAUCAAGUGUUGGUUCAAAAAGUAGUUCAGAAGAAUUAUUAAAUAUUAAAAAACAGCAAGAACAACAGCAACAACAACAACAGCAAGAAAAAUUAAGAAGUAGUCAUCCAUCAGUUAAUACAAAUAAUGGUAAUGAUAAUGGUGGUGGUAAUAUUGGUGGUAGUUCUAGUGGAAUUGGUAUAUCAGAACAACAAUUUCAUAGUAAAAGGAAUAUUGGACAAGCUGAAAUUGAAAGUACUUUAAAUAAGUAUGAUGGAACAUUCUCAGAUCAUUUAGAAAUGCUAGUACAAAUGGGUUAUGUUGUAUUAUUUUCGGCUGCAUUUCCAUUAGCUGGAUUAUGUGCAUUAGCUAAUAAUUUAUUAGAAAUACGUUCAGAUGCAUUUAAAUUGGCGCAUGUUCAUCAGAGACCAUUUGGUCAACGUGUUGCAAAUAUUGGUACAUGGCAAAAUGCAUUAAGUGUAUUAAGUUUAGCAGCUGUUAUUGUUAAUUGUGCAUUAAUUGGUUUAUCUGGUCAAGUAUCAAGAUUAUGGCCUGGAUUAACAACAGCUCAAACUAUAAUGCUUAUUGUUGCAUUAGAACAUAUUAUGUUAGGAUUACGUUCAGCAUUAACAUGGUUAUUACCAGAAUUACCAUCAUGGUUAGCUGCUGAAAUUGCACGUGCUGAACAUUGUCGACGUGAAAUGCAAGUAAAAGGUACAUCACCAAGACCAACACCACCAUCACCGCCUUCAACAACAUCUGUAUCACAACAAAUGACACCAGCUGAUUUAGCAACAACAAAUGAUGAAUCAAUGGAUAGUCAAAUAAUGGAUGAAGAUAAUCCAUUAUAUAUACAACAGCAAUUAGAUGAAAUUCAUGCAAAAUUAGUACAGGAAAGUUUACAAGCUGAAUUACAUAUGAAUGAAAAUAUAAGAGAUAAAGAAUCAUCACCGGACUCACCACCUUCACAGACAAGUACAAUAUUAAUUCGACCAUUACACGAAUCAACACCACCAAAUGGCAGUGAUUCAACACAAAAUCUUCCAUAUGAUGUGCAAGGGUUACCAGGCGCAUGUAAAAAUUGUAGGCUGAGAACAAAAGUCCAAGAUAUACCUCCAUUUAGAGGAAGUUCAGUUUAUAGCUCAUAUGCUAAAUUGCACGCUUUUUCAGGACCAUCCGGUAGUAGUAUGUCAUUGGCAAAAUCCCAACCAAUGUAUAUUCCAGAAAUACCUCCGUUCCGUCAAAAGAAAAGUCAACAACAACAGGAUAAGAGACGUGAUUCAGAGAAUUCAAUAACAGGUGAAAGUCCACGUAAACCACAACAAGUACCAAAAAUUGGUGAAAUAGCAUCAAUACCACCAUUUAAAGCUAGAAAAUCAUCUGAAUCAACACCACAUACAAAUCUCGAAAUUAAAGAUAAAAAUAAAUUGAUGCCACUUCAUGUUCCCGAAUGGAUUUCGAGAUUGAAAGUUAAUGAAUCGACAAAUAUUCAUAGAAGCAUCGAUUGUAUAGCAUCCAAGGAAAUUGCAAGUAAUUCUGAUUCGGAUGUUUUAAAGCCUGCACCAUCAUGGACAAAUGUUGCUGGACCAUCAACAUCUACAACAAGUUCUAUAAAUUUAACUAAACCAAGUACACCGGCAGCAGCAAGUGCUUCUGGGUCUGGUGGUUCAGUUGGUAGCAGUAAUGGUGGUAGUGGUACUAGUCCAAGUUUAUGGGGUGCUCGAUCAAGUUCGAUUACAACUACAACAGCAAAUACAAAUUUAACUACAACUAGUACAACUACUACAGCACCAACAACUACUAUAACAUCAACUGGUGUCAGUGGAGAAGAAUCAACAAAUCAAGCAAAUGUUACAAAUACAGGUAGACAAGAUUCACUUACAACACCAUCAACACUAAAUGUUUCAUCAAAAGAAAGAGAACAGAAAAAUUCAAUACCAUCAUCAGAGGAAGAUGCUAAAGAUGCAGCGAAAAAAUCAUUAAAACAAACGUUUGUAAAGAGAGCUAGAUCAGUGGCGAUAUUCUCUUUGAAAUUAAAAGAGAGACGACAGAGAGAAGCAGAGAAAGCAGCACAAAUGGCUAUUGAACAUGCGAAGGCUUCACAAAAACUACCACAACCUGGUGGUGAAUUAUCAUUUUUACCAUUAGAACAGUUAAUACAAAUAGAUGAUAUUAUAAAACAGUCACCAAAAUCACCACCACCUGGUUCAAGUGGAGGACCAUCAGGGAGUUUUUCAAAUUAUUAAAUAAAUUUUAUCUACAAUAUACAUACAUACAAAAGAGGGCAUAAAUAUAUAAUAAUAAAUAUUAUAAUAAAAAAUUAAA